Molecule: messenger RNA, 2326 nt
Organism: Penaeus chinensis
Lineage: Eukaryota; Metazoa; Arthropoda; Malacostraca; Decapoda; Penaeidae
Exons: 4
Coding region: 598-2271 (557 amino acids)
Source: RefSeq, a predicted model, not a curated record
CGUACAAGUAUGUGUAUAUAAGCUCAUUUUCCGUGUGGUGAAGUGGGUAAAGAAAUUCGAUGUCUAUUUUUAGCGCGCUGAUGAUUUGGCGGAAAUAUUGCGGGAUCUUUUCCUCCCACUUGAAGCGGCGUCGAUUGUUGCUCUCGAAAUCGGUUUUUGUUUAUUUUUUUGAAGUAUGUUUAUGUAGGUUGAGUAGAUGAGUGGAUAGGUUAUUGGCUGAUUUCUCUAUAAUUUUCUAUGAGGUUUAGAAUCGUUGAAUUUUAUUUAGUUGGGGAAAUUAUCCUAAAAAAGAAAUAAUACUCUCGAAAAUGAACACUUUAAACGAAAUGAAGAGAGAAAUGAGAAAGUAACGUAACAUAACAGAGGGCCCGUUCCGCAUUAGGAUAAUAGUAACCCACACAUGAACUUCCCUCCAACGACUUGUUUUCCUUAUGGCGCGCCAGUGUACUUCCAGACGUGCCUUUGAGAGAAACUGGACAGUCAGACUUUGUAGGUUUACGGGCGGAAUAACACAGAAUUAUGGAAACUCACGCUCAUGCUGAGUAAAUAAGUUGUCAAGUAAACAUUUCUUAUGAAGGAAGCUAUAAAAUCUGUAUUAUGUUUUCGGUCAUGUUAAAAAGAAAAGCCAAGCUAUCGAUAGUCAUUCUCUCUUUCGUUUUAUAUUUCUGCAAUCAGAGCUUGAUGCCAAGUUACAAAAUCUCGUUCAACGUGAGUAGGUCUCCACUCGUUGGGAGUGCAUGGGAUCCUGGUGAAUUAUCUAAUAAGGAAGAAGGUCAUUGUCGAGCUUUGUUCAAAAUAUCAGGUGUUUAUCGCGCGAAAAACAACCAUCGUUCAGACACAAGAAGUUCGAAGAAUGUUCCUGCUUGGUACACGGACAGUGAAUUCGUGAAGAUGGCUAGACGUCGAGUGAGGACCUUUCUGGAAGACAUAUCGAGGCGUCCUGAAGGGCCGUCGACACAAGACUACAGAUCCUUAGGAAGUGUUCUACCCCGUCUCCUUUACUACCGUCAUGAGAAGGCAGAGUCCUCUCCCCAUCGUGACAACCUGGCAUCGAGGCUGUCAAAAUCCGACGAAGUAGUGCCUGUCAGUCGAAUGAAACGACCUCUUGCCAAUCAAAAGGACACAGAAAAGAUUUUCGUCAUGGACAGGUUUCAGACUACUGACGGUGACCUCCCUUUCGUCCCCUGCCGCGUCAGAAGAUAUGCGAGGACUGACAUCGAUGCCUGUUUUAAGAAACGACUCGAAAAGAAAAAUCAGUUUUCGAUGUUCUUCCUCGGCGAUUCGAAGAUACGGAAUAUGGUGAUAGAAUUCUUAAAUAUGACGAGCUACUUCGACUAUACUGUCUCUCGUAAGAACGAGUCGUGGCCGUGGACAGUUUACCGGACAAUGCUGGAGGACGAACACAUUCGCUAUUCUGAUUUCGAAGCAACUACGGCGUCUCAUCCUGGCUUGCGGUUCAUCUUCAAAUUCCGACGUUUCUGGGAAUGGCGAGAUAUGGAUGCUUCGGACGAGGUAAAGAUCCUGACGGAGUGGGCGGAGGGAAGCCAGCCCGUGCCCGAUCUGCUGGUUACAGGAUACACCUCGUGGAUGCUCUACACGAUCCCAUACCGCUUGAAAAAUGACCCCAACUUCCCGCUAGACGUGCUGGACCUCCUCAUGAGGGUGCAUGAGGUGGUUGUACCGCUCCUGCAGAAGGUUGCCGACAGAACCCGAGUCCUGGUUCACGCGGACCCCCGACUGCGACCCCACAGCCAUGCCAAGAUUCCUCGACAUCGUUUGGCCAUGAACGCUAUUUUUCAAGACUUUUUGGAAGACUGGAGUGAGAUGAUGUUCAGGUUCUUCGAGAAGUUUGGAAGGACUCGUACGGCCAAGAGAAGGAGGCUCACGACUCGCAUCAUGCCCUUAGGAGGAGGUCUUGAGCAUAGUGUCCACGUGGUCGAGGAAAUUACGAAUGUAGAUCGGCCAUACGCGGGUUUCGACGACGAGCGUUUAAGGGCCGAAGCAAGUUCAGGUAGAGACUACCUCAUCCCGGAUAGUAAAGGCCUUUGGUGGUGGGACACGUCUCUCCCCCUCAACAUGGCGACAAUUGCAGAGUGCAACGAGCUCCACAAACUUAACAUGACGCAACUUCCACUGUAUAGUAAUCAUGUCUUGCGGUGCGAGGAUCACCACCACUCGGGGACUGCGACGUUGAACUUUGAGGCUCACAUGCUCCUUAACCUCAUCUGUAAUACACACUUGGCUGUUAAUCCCUAUUUCUGCUGUUCAUGAUAUAUAUAGACUUAAUAUGGGUGUUUUUGAACGUGAAUAAAUUUUUUGAUUAUUA